Molecule: messenger RNA, 621 nt
Organism: Aphanomyces invadans
Lineage: Eukaryota; Oomycota; Saprolegniomycetes; Saprolegniales; Verrucalvaceae
Exons: 1
Coding region: 1-621 (206 amino acids)
Source: RefSeq, a predicted model, not a curated record
AUGCCAUACCAAAAAAUCAUUGUCGACCAAGUGCGGGACAUGCUGGACGAGCGCGACGUGGGGCGCGGCGCAAUCACCAGUGUGAUGAUCAAGCAAACCAUCGUUGACGCGCUACAAGGACUCGGUGUUGGUCAGCAGUUAGAUGAUCACGGGCCUCUGCUUGAUGGCGUACAAGGUCAGCGGGUAACAUACUUGCAUUUGUGCGGCGGUCGAAUGCACAAGCUUCCAGAAGAAUUUGAGUUCUCCCAGGCCGACACAGCGACAGCGUGGGCACUUUGGUGGCUUGGCAACCAUCGAUUGAAAGAAGUCCCGUACAACGCCAUUGACUCGCGUGACCUCAGCACCAAGAAGCAGCAGCGAAUUCUCUCGGAAUGGAAGCUGGUCAUGGUGGAGCUGUCAGAUCGAUUCAUGGAGAGUUGUGAGAGUGGCCUACCUGCAAGUUGGAAUGAACGCAACGUUGUCGAAUCGUGCGAAGUCGCCGUUCGUGGCUUGCAUGUGCUCCUUUCAAUCACGCCUCUCGAACGCCAGCGUCGAUUUGGUCAGCUGAAAGUUGAGACGGUUUCAUUCGUCAACGUCGUGGUGCAAAAAAAAACGACCCUAUCAAAAAAGAAAGCGUUGUGA